AUGCGUGUCUUUUACUGUUUACCACUUAUCUUACAUCUAACAUUUGCUUUUUUAGUAAAUUACAGACAAUUACAUGGUAAUUCAGGACAACAACAAUUAUUAUCACAAAAGGAUGGUUUAGAAAACUUAAAAGUUCCAUUCUCUGUCGAAAAGAGAAGAUUAUAUCAUACUUUAAAUAAUACUGCUAAUGAUUUAUUAUCAAAUAUUGAAGGAAAAGAGGUGGAACAUGGUGAUGAGAAUGAGGAUAAUGAUGAACACACUAAAGAUAAGGACAACUAUAAAGAAGAAGAAAAUGACGAUGAAUUGGAAAACAUUAUAACUCACUACAGUCCAGCACAAGGUCCUCCAAUUUGUAAAAACGAUGCUCAUUUAAUUGAGACUGGCGAUCAAUUACAAGUAUUACAAGAUAACUGUAAAGAAAUCAUUGGCGAUUUAAUAAUUUCACCAACAUAUGAUAAUUCUAUAGUUGAUUUGGGUAAUAUUCAAAAGAUCUUUGGAAAUUUAGUCAUAGAACACUCAAGUGCUAUUAUUAAGAUAAAAGCAGAAAGUUUAGUUACAAUUACUCAAAAUUUUAUACUAAAAAGUUUAACAUCACUAGUUGAUAUCAAUGCUCCUAUUUUAAAAUCUGUCAAUUCUAUCGAUUGGAAAAUUUUACCAAUAUUAGGAACACUUUCAUUGGAUAAUAGUAUUAUGGUAAAUCAACAUAUUAUAAUUUCUGAUACCUCAUUGGCAAAUAUUGAUCAAUUUUUAAGAGUGAAACAGAUUGACAUCUUUAAUAUUAAUAAUAACAGAUUCUUAGAAACAAUAAAAUCAAAUAUUGACACAAUAAAUGUUCAACUUACAAUUCAUGCAAAUGCAAGAGAUUUAGAAUUGGAUAUGCCAAAAUUACAAUAUGCUCAAAACUUGACCAUUAGAGACACUUCAUUAAUCAACUUACCAAACUUAGAAAGAGUACAAUCCUCAUUUCAAAUCAUUGAGAAUUUAAUAACUUCUUUGGAUAUUUCAAAUUUACAAUACGUCGGAGGAACAUUGGGGAUUAUCGAAAAUCAUCAAUUAACAAAGGCAAAUUUUAAUAAUGUUACAGAAGUUCAAGGUGGGUUGAUGAUUGCACAUAAUGGGAAAUUGGAUAAAAUUAAUUUUUUCCAAAAUUUAAAACAGAUCGGUGGUGCUAUCCAUUUUGAAGGUAAAUUUAGUGAAACUAAUUUUGAGAAUUUGAAAUUAGUCAAAGGGAGUGCUUUUAUAAAAAGUUCAUCACCAAAUUUGGAUUGUAGUCAAUGGAUUGCCUCGUCAAAUGGGAGAUCCAUCAUCAGAGGUGGUAAAGUAAAAUGCAGCUCUGCUAGGAAAUCAAAUUUCUUAAAUGUUGAUAAAGAAGGUUUAGUAUUAGAGAGUACUGAAAAUGAUAAUGAUGAUUUUGAUGACACAACGGGAAAUUAUGGUAGCAUUGAUAAUCAGAAUGCUAAACAAAAUAGGGAACACGUUGCUAAGGGAGCAAAAAAGACCAGUUUGAAGAAAAAGUUUUCGAAUGCUUCAAAUACAUUAAGAACUAGCACAAUGUGUGCAUCCUUAAAUGUCCUUGUUUUGGUUGUUCUUAAAAUUUUUGGCCUGUUUUAG
Molecule: messenger RNA, 1611 nt
Organism: Maudiozyma barnettii
Lineage: Eukaryota; Fungi; Ascomycota; Saccharomycetes; Saccharomycetales; Saccharomycetaceae
Gene: SPS22
Product: Sps22p
Exons: 1
Coding region: 1-1611 (536 amino acids)
Biological process (GO): ascospore wall assembly
Cellular component (GO): fungal-type cell wall; plasma membrane
Source: RefSeq, a predicted model, not a curated record